CGUCUCGGCCACUCGGCAAUGCUCGGGGUCUGGAUAACGCUGUUUAGCGAUUUGAGUUGACACUUGAUAGUAAUCGUAUAGAGUUUUAGAAUAACGAAAAUAAGUGAAAAAGUGAGGGAUGCGGUGGUAGGUGAAACGUGACGAGUGUAACUGGAGUUUUGUUGUGUUGAAAAAUGCCCGUAUAUCCUGGCCUGUGAGAAUACAGUUAAAUGGUGACAGAACGAGAUAGGAGCCCGGCCUCAUAGACGGACGCCAUGUUACGAAGCCAAGCCCCGACAAUGAAGAUAUCCUCCCUCUUCGUUUGUUUCGUAUUAGCUUACACCAGCUCCGAAGAUCCUGGGAAAUUGAUAUCUUCAAACUUACUAAACGAACUUCAGGAAACAACAUCACCGAUUAAUAUAACAGUUUCUCAACGAGAGGAAUAUAUCUUAGCAGAAACAACGCCGUCCUUGACUUGCAAAUCGAAGGUGCAGGGAUACACUUGGUGGACAAAAGAUGGAGGGAACUUGACAUUGCCGCAAAAUUCAUCAGAUGAAAGCGUGUGGGAAAUAAAAAGGGCCAGCAGAAACAAUACUGGAAAUUAUACAUGUGUCGUUGCAACUCUGACAGGGGAAGUUUUCAAUGAGACUAGAUACAUAAGAGUAAUAGAGCCUGCCAAGAUAACGGGAGGACAACCGGUACGUGUUAAAACAGGCGAACCGGCGGUACUUUCGUGUAACGUCGAAGGAUAUCCACUGUCAAAUUUCACUUGGGUGAAGAUCAGCGGCGAUGAGAUAGACAAAAAUAUGUCCACUGGGGAUGUCGAGUGGAAUGAAACAUACCGCAAAAUGAUCAUUAACUUCACCAAAGUUAGCUUGAAACAUAACGGCACUUACGAGUGUAAUGCAAAAGGCGCUGAACCUGAUAAUUUUGUUAGGAACGAGACAUCGCUGACGGUGACCGAUGUUCCUCAUGUUCAUAUAAACACUGUAAAAGCAGUUGGUGCCCACAGAGUGUUUUUGAAUUGGACCGUACACGACCGAAAUGAUCCUGUGAAAAAAUAUACACUUUUAUACAAGAAGAAUGACAGUUCACCCUGGCUUUACAACACAGAACCUAUUGACGGGGGUAAGACUAGCUAUGUUCUUACAAAUCUGGAUAACAACACCGACUACCUGUUCAAGAUUCAAGCCACUAAUUCGAUCGGAUCUUCGCCUAUAUAUGAAUAUGCGGGCUUGGUUAGAACAUUGGAAGAAGAUCCUGUAUUCAUUCCGAACGUCGUGAGCCAGGGGGUGACUUCCGAUUCUAUACAGAUUACCUGGGAUCCGCCCGGAAAAGAGUUGGAAGAUCAUUUCCAUUAUUACAAACUGAUUUCAAUUCGUCUCACUGACAAUAUCAGAGAAGAAGCAUGUUUAUGGAAUCAAACGAAUAAGUUUGUAUUCUCAGAUCUUGUUCCUUGGACUAAUUACACAUUUUCGGUAGUCGCCUGCAACACGUACACAGAUGAAUGUGGGAACUGGAGUACCCCACUGCGAGUCGAGACACAAGACGGAGUACCUAGUCCACCACGGAACGUCUCUGUGAUGUGCGAAUACAGCAACAUCAGUAAUACAGGUGUCGUUUACGUGACGUGGGCGUCCCCAGUCGAACCAAAUGGUGUGAUAACGCGAUACAGUGUACAAAUUAACGGCUCAGCUUGCUAUAAAAACGAUUCAGGCAUUAUGGGCUGUUAUAAUGUGGACUCAACAACCACAACCAUAGAUGGGUCGAAAAAUAAGACAUGCAAAUUUGAGCACCGCCUAGCAAAUACUAAUUACACGGUUUCUGUGAAUGCUGAAACUAAAUUUGGCAAAAUUCGGCCAGGCAAAUUGGCCAGCAAUAAUUGUUCAAUGCCUAUAGCAGCUCCGAGCGUAGAUAGCAUGAACGUGGCGAGUUGGGAGAAAUAUGUAAAUGGACACCAAAACAUGUUCCUGCUUAAAUUGCGAAGAAUAUCUGAACGUAACGGACCGAUAUGCUGCUACAGAAUAUUUAUCGUUAAGCUUGCUCUUAAUCAGAAACUCAGAGAUUUGCCCGACCCAAGAAACGUUGAUGUUGAUACCUAUCAAAAAGUCUACACGUCUAAUUCGGGCGGCGUUUAUCUGGCCGACAUGUUCGAUUCGGACAAUAUACGCAGUCCCAUUGUUAUCGGCAAUGAUGAAAUUUCGAACGGAAACGAGAACUGCCGUUAUUGUGUCGGACUGAAGCCGAAAACUUUUCAGUCUGUAUUGAAUCUAGCCAAUCAGCCGCCGUCUACAGAUGCCGAAAAUAUUACAAGCAACACGGAUGAUCCCGCGAUAAGCGACGCAUUGACAACUUUGCGGAGACGAAGAAAGAAUGUUCCGAGUAUAAGCUUUAGCUACAAUGGAGAGACGUAUAUACCCGAGGAUGGUCCCUUGGACAAGGAAUCAAAUUACACUGCAUUUAUCGAAGUUAUAGUUAACGGUAGUAAUCCUGGAGAAUUUUUUCCCGCCUACAGCAACUACCUGAAUCCACAAUUAGUCGGAUCGAAUUAUCCCAUACACGAACCGCCGGAGAACCUUGGACUGAUGAUGCAGAUUUGCGUCGCCUUGUUGAUAAUUGUUGUUAUUAUCCUGAUGGGCAUGUGUGUAUUGCACAAAUAUUUGAAACACGCGCGUCAAGGUGGGGAGGAAAUAAUCAGUCUGAGAAACAGUUUCAGGCAUCUAUGUAGAACUCUGAGAGGAAGGCACCAGCUAGUAGCGUCAAACCCGCCGGACAUGCCACCGAUAUCACGAGCCGAUCUUCUUCAGGCUUACAUAGACCGCCACCGCGAUUCGGACUAUGGUUUUCAGCACGAAUUUGAGCUGCUCCCAGACAGGUUCGCAGACCGUACAACGCGGGCUUCGGAGGCUCGUGAGAAUCUAUACAAAAACCGCUAUCCGGACAUAAAGUGUUACGACCAAACGCGGGUGCGUUUAGUACAGGUUGAUGGUAUCUGCGGGUCAGAUUACAUCAACGCGAACUUUGUUCUCGGCUAUAAAGAACGAAAGAAGUUCAUCUGCGCCCAGGGGCCGAUGGAAAACACCGUUUGUGACUACUGGAGAAUGAUAUGGGAGCAGCACCUGGAGCUCGUUCUAAUGCUGACGAAUCUCGAGGAGUACUCGAAGACAAAGUGCGCCAAGUACUGGCCGGACAAAAGCGAGUCAAGAAGCUUUGGCGACAUUACCGUCGAGCACGUCAGGGAGAGACCGUAUUCCGACUAUGUCGUGAGAGAGUUGAAAAUGACACGAACGGGGGAAAGAGACUCGAGGAUAAUAAUUCAGUAUCACUUUUUGGUCUGGAAAGACUUCAUGGCACCUGAACACCCCCACGCCAUUCUCAGGUUCAUCAAGAGGGUCAACGAGGCUUAUUCUCUGGAAAAGGGUCCGAUCCUGGUACAUUGCAGUGCUGGCGUUGGGAGGACCGGGACUCUCGUUGCAUUGGACUCGCUGCUGCAACAGCUCGCCGACGAGGGACAAGUGUCGAUAUUCAACACGGUCUGCGACCUCAGACAUCAGAGGAACUUCUUGGUUCAGUCCCUUAAACAGUACAUAUUCGUCUAUCGGGCGCUUAUGGAAAUGGCGCAGUUCGGCGACACUGAAAUACCUGCCACCCAGCUCAAAAGUCACGUUGAAAAACUUCGACAGCGAGAUAAUGGCAAGGAUAAGACAAAGAUGGAGGAGGAAUAUGACAAAAUCAGCUCUAUGCUGGAAGAUAGAAAAUCGUUUUCUGUUGGCGGGGGUGAUGAGAAUAGGAUAAAAAACAGAAACGAUCUCGUCAUACCAUACGACAGAAAUCGCGUUAUACUGACACCGGUACCAGGACGCGAACACAGCACUUAUAUAAACGCCUCGUUCAUCGAGGGAUACGACAAUUCCGAAUCAUUUAUCGUAACUCAGGACCCGCUAGAAUCUACUAUACCUGAUUUCUGGCGAAUGAUCUCCGAACAGUGCGCAUCGACGAUAGUCAUGCUGUCCGACCUCAGCGACGGACCCCGCAAAUGUCCACGAUACUGGUCUGACGACGAGGUGGCGUACGAUCACAUAAGGGUGAGGUACAUACAGAGCGAGAGUUGUCCGUACUACACAAGACGAGAGCUUUGUUUAAUUAAUGAAAAAACGGACGAGAACAUGAUCGUGACGCAGUACCAUUACCAUGGAUGGCCUACCGUCGAAGGGGAGGUACCUGAGGUCACGAGAGGCUUGAUCGAAUUGGUCGAUCAGACAAUAUCUAACGAUGUAGAAUCCGGAGGUCCGUUGGUCGUUCAUUGCCACUGCGGAUCUGACAGAAGCUCGAUGUUUGUCGCCCUUAGCAUUUUAGUACAACAAUUACGAACGGAAAGAAGGGUGGAUAUUUUUACAACGACGAAAAAGCUGCGCUCUCAAAGACAUGGAAUGAUCGGCUCAUUUGCUCAGUACGAGUUCCUGCAUCGAGCGAUCGUCAACUACUCGGACCUUCACAAUCUCGGGGAAGACGAGGCAGCAUCUUAAUGAAGAUAGAUCUGAGGCCUAGAAGAGUUAGAUCGUGAAGAUGUGUGCAACGGAUUAAUUGUGGAUCCGUUCAUAACGUUUGUUAGAUUAUUAUUAUUAUUUUUUUUCUUUUUUUUUUUUCUUUUUUUUUCUACAAUGAGUGACUUAACUAUUUUUCUUCCAAAGGAAAAUGAUAGUUGCAACUAGAAGAUUCUCAGUGAUUUGGUGAAAAAGAAACAUAAAGAAAGAAUAAUGAUAAAUCAGAAUAUUUAAAACAUUUUGACCAAGUGUAAUCUAACAAUUAUAAACAAUAACGGCGCCAUCGCUCUUAGCGAUUUGCAAUUUUCGUCGCAUUGGUAUAACCAAAGAAAUCAAGAUACAAGACAAAACAAACAAUAUGAAUAAAAGAUUAUUAUUAUUAUUAUUGGAUCGUGCGAAGGUAUCAAUUUAAUAAUAAAAACCUACUCUAACCGAUCGCCAAUGUUACAUAUCGCAAUUUAGAUUCAUCUUCCUUCCUCUACCACUAAAUAUCAAAAUAAUUUCAAUAAUAUUUAGAGCGUCUUGCAUAAAAUCGAGAUUCAAUCACUCCACGUUUUCUGUUCUCAUUCUUCAAUCUCUGUUGUAUCAAUUUUUGUAAUUUUCGUCUUGCUCUUUCCGACUUCUUCGUAAAGAAAUAUUGAGAAGCAGAUUCUUACGCGUGUGUAACUUGAAACGAUGGUUAGGUAGAAAAAAAACAAAUGUUGAUCAACAAAUCUAAAACCUGGCCCAGUAUUCUUCGUUACAUUUCCAUUAACGUGUAUUAACUAUCGUAGAGAGUAGAAAAAACGCGAUACUCCUACGAUUAACAGCGUAAUAUGAAUAACGAGAUUUUUUAUGUAUAGAUAUAAAAAAAAAUAUGUAUGUAUAUUAUA
This is a messenger RNA of Diprion similis, 5395 nucleotides long. RefSeq names its product tyrosine-protein phosphatase 69D (gene Ptp69D). Gene Ontology annotation, molecular function: protein binding; protein tyrosine phosphatase activity. Gene Ontology annotation, biological process: protein dephosphorylation. Bases 255 to 4505 code for a protein of 1416 amino acids. The transcript is spliced from 11 exons. Lineage: Eukaryota; Metazoa; Arthropoda; Insecta; Hymenoptera; Diprionidae. The record is from RefSeq and is a predicted model, not a curated record.